Molecule: messenger RNA, 4633 nt
Organism: Melospiza melodia melodia
Lineage: Eukaryota; Metazoa; Chordata; Aves; Passeriformes; Passerellidae
Gene: STXBP5L
Product: syntaxin binding protein 5L
Exons: 28
Coding region: 626-4237 (1203 amino acids)
Biological process (GO): regulation of protein secretion; regulation of exocytosis
Cellular component (GO): SNARE complex; cytoplasm; plasma membrane
Molecular function (GO): GTPase activator activity; syntaxin binding; myosin II binding
Source: RefSeq, a predicted model, not a curated record
GCGGCUGCCGGCAUUUGCUGGGCUGGGCAGGGAACCAGGAGCAGGAGUCGCACCCGCGGCUGGGAGCGGGCAAUCCGCUCCGCGGAAACCUCGGGGGCAGAGAUACCCCUGGCUCCAAGGGGUUCUGAGGGGAAGGGGCAAUUGAAUGUAGACGCAUUUUGGUAGUUUUGCUGAAAUAAUCAAGUGCCGAAGGCAGAUCUUAGGCAGAUGAGGUAGAGGGAUGGAUCCCACUGUUUUGGAUGCCAGCUUGAAUUUUUUAUUUACUUUUCUGUUUUGACCACUGCUAAAUGUGGAUUUUGCGAGCGAACCCGAUGGCGGUUGUUCCAUUGUUCCUUGUUUGAACGUAAAUCUUAGUCCUGCUGCUUGUGGAUUUUUUAUUUAUUUACUUAUUUAUUUAUUAAUUUUUGGAAAGGACCAUUCCAGGUAGCUUUUGCGUCUGACAAAAUGAAGCCUUUGUAUUUUUCGAUCAAUUAUACCUAAUAUUGACAUUCUGUUUGGUACAAGAGACUUAAAGUGCUGCCUCACUCAGAGGACCAUUAAAGACUUUCUCGGUCGCUACAUGUAGCUGAAUGUGUUACGACACAUCCUUUCUCCCCCCUCAAAUCCUCCUAAAGAUUUUUCCAAAAUGAAGAAAUUUAAUUUUCGCAAAGUUUUGGAUGGUUUAACUGCCGCAUCCCCUGUUGGAAGCAGUGGCGGUGGCAGUGGAAGUGGGGCUGGUGGCUCCGUGCACCCAGGAGGGACUGCGGGAGCUGCAGGGACACCCAGAGAGGAGAUCCAGGAGACGCUCACUUCAGAUUAUUUUCAGAUCUGUAAGACGGUUCGCCAUGGCUUUCCUUACCUACCCACUGCCUUAGCGUUUGACCCAGUGCAGAAAAUCCUGGCAAUCGGAACAAGAACAGGAGCUAUUCGAAUAUUGGGCAGGCCUGGUGUUGAUUGCUACUGCCAACAUGAAAGUGGUGCUGCAGUUCUGCAGCUCCAGUUCCUAAUCAAUGAGGGUGCUUUGGUCAGUGCAUGUGCAGAUGAUGCACUUCAUUUGUGGAACCUCCGACAGAAACGACCAGCUAUUCUACAUUCUCUGAAAUUUAAUAGAGAAAGGAUUACUUAUUGCCAUCUACCUUUCCAGAGUAAAUGGCUUUAUGUUGGAACAGAGAGAGGAAAUACACACAUUGUAAAUAUUGAGUCCUUCAUUCUUUCUGGAUAUGUUAUCAUGUGGAACAAGGCAAUAGAGCUAUCCACCAAGACUCACCCUGGCCCAGUUGUACAUUUAAGCGACAGCCCAAGAGAUGAGGGAAAACUGUUGAUAGGCUAUGAAAAUGGGACCAUCGUGUUCUGGGACUUACGAUCUAAAAGAGCCGAUCUGAGAGCUUAUUAUGAUGAGGCUAUUCAUUCUGUUGCUUGGCAUCAUGAAGGGAAGCAGUUCAUGUGUAGUCAUUCUGAUGGCAGCUUGACCCUAUGGAAUCUGAAAAGCCCUAACAGACCAUUCCAGACCACAAUUCCACAUGGAAAAGUUCAAAGAGAUGGAAAAAAACCUGAAUCUUGUAAACCAAUUCUUAAAGUAGAGUACAAGACCUGUAAAAACAGUGAACCAUUUGUGGUAUUUUCUGGUGGACUGUCAUAUGAUAAGCCUUGCCGAAGACCAAGUUUAACAAUCAUGCAUGGGAAAGCAAUUACAGUUCUUGAAAUGGAUCAUCCUAUAGUUGAUUUUUUAACUCUUUGUGAAACCCCAUAUCCAAAUGAAUUUCAAGAGCCCUAUGCUGUAGUUGUGCUUUUGGAAAAAGAUCUCAUUGUCGUUGACCUGACACAAACAAAUUUUCCAAUCUUUGAAAAUCCAUAUCCUAUUGACAUUCAUGAGUCACCUGUUACCUGCACAGAAUAUUUUGCGGACUGUCCUCCAGAUUUGAUCCCUGUACUCUAUUCUGUAGGAGCAAAACAUAAAAAGCAAGGAUACAGCAAUAAGGAGUGGCCUAUCAGUGGUGGAGCGUGGAACCUUGGAGCUCAGACAUAUCCUGAAAUCAUUAUUACAGGCCAUGCAGAUGGAUCAGUGAAAUUUUGGGAUGCUUCUGCCAUUACUCUACAGAUGUUGUACAAACUAAAAACAUCAAAGGUCUUUGAAAAACAGAAAGUGGGAGAAGGAAAAGCAACAGCUGAGAUUGUGGAAGAAGAUCCUUUUGCCGUUCAGAUGAUGUACUGGUGUCCUGAAAGCCGAAUUUUCUGUGUGGCAGGAGUUUCUGCCUAUGUGAUUGUUUACAGGUUCAGCAAACAUGAAGUAAAUACUGAAAUUGCAUCAUUAGAGGUACGACUUCAGUCUGAAGUAGAAGACAUCAUCACUCCUGAACCAGAAACAAAUCCUCCAUUCCCAGAUGCCUCCUCCCAGCUUCCUUCUUUAAAGAGCCUUUCAGGCAGUACCAACACUGUAGCAUGUGAAGGAACAAUGAAGGACAGUAUCCCAUGUCUUAGCGUUAAGGCUCGACCUGUGCGGAUGCCUCCUGGCUACCAGGCAGAUCUGGUUAUCCAGUUGGUGUGGGUGGAUGGUGAGCCUCCACAACAGAUUACCAGUCUUGCUGUAAACUCUGCUUAUGGACUAGUGGCUUUUGGGAACUGCAAUGGUUUGGCAGUAGUGGAUUUCAUGCAGAAGACAGUCCUGCUGAGCAUGGGCACCCUCGACCUCUAUGGGUCCAGUGAUCCGUACCAGCGGCAGCCCCGCUCACCCCGCAAGAGCAGGCAGUUUGCUGCAGACAACUUUUGCAUGCGUGGCCUGUCUAACUUUUAUCCAGAUUUAACGAAACGGAUCCGUACUUCCUAUCAGAGCCUGACUGAACUCAGUGACAGUCCAGUUUCCCUGGAGCUUGAGCGUUGCAAGUCUCCCACUUCAGUUAAAGGAUCAAGAAAGUUAAGUCUGCCAACAGAUCUUAAGACUGAUCUUGAUCACGUGAAUGGUCACUGUACCAGCCCAACCUCCCAGAGCUGCAGCUCGGGCAAACGCCUUUCCAGUGCAGAUGUGUCGCGAGCAAACCGCCGAGGGCCCGGCAGGCCCCCCUUCAGGAAAGCCCAGUCUGCAGCCUGCAUGGAGAUUUCUCUCCCAGUCACCACAGAAGAAAAUAGGGAAAACUCCUUCAGCCGUUCCCGAAGCUCCAGCGUGUCCAGCAUCGACAGGGACUCCAAGGAGGCAAUCACAGCUUUGUUCUUCAUGGAGUCCUUUGCCCGAAAGAAUGACUCUGCUGUUUCCUCCUGCCUCUGGGUUGGGACAGGCCUCGGGAUGGUCAUAAUCCUGUCCCUCAAUCUGCCUGCCAGCGACGACUUACGGCACUCAGAGCCAGUCAUGGUGUCUCCAAGUGGCACCGUGCUGACCCUGAAGGGAGCCGUGCUGACCUUCGCGUGCUUGGACUGCAUGGGGACACUGACACACCAGCCCUAUGAAGUAUGGAGGGACCCACACAGUGCUGAUGACGGUGACAAAACAAGGAAAAGGAAACUUGUCAUGCAUUCCCCUUCCUCCUCCCAGGAUAUGGGUGAUCAUCAAUUUGCAGUCAUUUGUUCAGAAAAACAAGCCAAAGUCUUCUCAUUGCCUUCCCAAACAUGUCUUUAUGUCCACAACAUCACCGAAACGUCCUUUUUAUUGCGAGCAGAUGUGGUCACCCUCUGUAACAGCGUCUGUCUGGCGUGCUUUUGUGCUAAUGGGCACAUCAUGACACUGAGCUUGCCCAGCCUCCGCCCGCUGCUGGACAUGAACUAUUUGCCUGUGACAGACAUGAGGAUAGCACGGACCUUCUGUUUCACUAACGAGGGGCAGGCUUUGUACCUGAGCUCUCCCACAGAGAUCCAGCGCCUGACCUACAGCCAGGAGAUGUGUGACAACCUGCAGGACAUGCUUGGGGAUUUGUUUACUCCUGUGGAAACACCAGAAGCCCAAAACAGAGGCUUCCUCAAAGGACUUUUUGGAGGAAGCGGACAAGCUUUUGACAGAGAGGAGCUUUUCGGCGAGGCCACAGCAGGAAAAGCCUCCCGCAGCCUGGCCCAGCACAUCCCCGGCUCGGGCGGGAUCGAGGGCGUGCGAGGAGCGGCGGGCGGGGUCAUCGGGGACCUGACCCGGGCGCGCAUCGCCCUGGACGAGAGGGGGCAGAAGCUGGGCGAGCUGGAUGAAAGGACUGCCAGCAUGAUGGCCAGCGCAGAGGCCUUUUCCAAACAUGCACACGAGGUGAUGCUCAAAUACAAGGACAAAAAGUGGUACCAGUUUUAGACUUUCAAAGAAGCUGCUUGUGGCUUUAUUAAGAACACUGUUCAGGGAAGCAGCCUUUAUUCCCAGUCACUGGCCAGAGACAGUUUUUUCUCCUAGAAGAUGUUUUCCUGUUACUGUUAUUGGAUCAUCACAGUGGACGUCAAGGAGAAAUUUACAGACCGUGGGAUGGAAGCUGGAAUCAUGAGGGUCUUUCCAAAAGCUGACUCUUGGGGGGCUAAUUUUUUCCCAAAAGGAACUCAACCAUCACUGUGGCAUGUAGUUUUUCAGGAGCUGUAGGUAUGAACUGUGGGGAGGGCGUCUGGUGAAAAAUAUUCUGUACAAACUCGAAUGUUAAUGCACUUAUAAAACUUUGCAUGACUAAUUGCCAACUUAAAAAAAAAAAAAAAAAGAGAAAAA